This is a messenger RNA of Pollicipes pollicipes, 1720 nucleotides long. Its product is annotated as H/ACA ribonucleoprotein complex non-core subunit NAF1. Gene Ontology annotation, molecular function: RNA binding. Gene Ontology annotation, biological process: ribosome biogenesis; box H/ACA snoRNP assembly; pseudouridine synthesis. The transcript has 10 exons. Lineage: Eukaryota; Metazoa; Arthropoda; Thecostraca; Pollicipedomorpha; Pollicipedidae. The coding region runs from base 28 to 1656 and encodes 542 amino acids. Gene Ontology annotation, cellular component: sno(s)RNA-containing ribonucleoprotein complex. The record is from RefSeq and is a predicted model, not a curated record.
AGUUCAGCUGCCGGCCACGGCGGUCAGAUGGCGCUGGUCGAGUACAGCUCCAGCGAUGAAUCCAACGAGGAGGAGGAGGAGGAGCAGCAGCCGAUGCCGCCAGCAGUAGCGGCGGGCCGACCCGCGACGAAUCUGGCCCACCCGGUGUCCACUGUGGGUCCGGUGUCCGCUGUGGAUCCAGCGUCCCCUGCGGAUCCGUUGUCCGCUGUGGACCCGGUAUCCGCUGCGGAUCCGAUGCAGCAGCGGAGAGACAGCCCGGUUUCCGUGGCCAUGGUGGACAUUACUUCCGGCGCAGAGAACCGCAUGGACCUUACCGCCGAUGGGGUGGACCAGAUGGACUUUGCUAGCGGUGGAGGCGAUCACGUGGAAGUCGUCUCCGGCACAGCGCACGGCACUGCCGGUAAAGUGGACCUCGUGGACCUCACAUCCAGUGCAGUGGACAACACGCUCAGUGGAACAGAUCCCGUGGAGCUCAUCUCCCCCGCGACGGACGGCGCCGGCGCGGUGGAGCCCGCGGCGGCCGCCGGCACGCCCCAGGACGUGGAGACGAGCGCCGGGGUGGUGGUGCUCCCGGUGAGGACGGUGUGGGACAGGGGGACAGGCAUCAUAGAGGGUGCAGGCAAGGGAACGCGCUCGGAGGACUCCGAGUCCGACUCGGACUCGAGCUCCGACUCCGACUCGAGCUCCGACUCGGACGGCCAGGAGGUCGCUGAGAAGGAGGAGGAGGAGGAGGAGGAGGGAGGCGAGAAGGACAAGGCUCGGCGUGUCUUCGGGCCCAUGACCAAAGGAGAACUAUGCCUGCUGGACUUACCGGCCAUCGAGCACCUGCGCAUCUCGCUGCCGGAGGAGCAGUGCACGCGCGUGGGCACCGUGGCCAGCGUCGUCGAGUGUCUCGUGGUGGUACAGUCGACUCCCGGCUCGCCGCCGCUCGACAUCGACUCGGUGCUGUUCCUCGAGAGCGGCCGCCGCCCUCUCGGCCGCGUCUAUGACGUCAUGGGGCCGGUCCACCACGCCGCCUACUGCGUGCGCUUCAACAGCCCAGAGGAGAUCCGCGAGUUCGGGAUAGAGGCGGGCGCGGACGUGUUCUACGCACCCGGCUCGGACGAGUACAGCCAUUACGUGUUCGUGGAGGCGCUGCGCAAGUUGCGGGGCUCGGACGCCAGCUGGUGGGACUGCAAUGAGCCGCCGGAGAACUGCCGCGACUUCUCCGACGACGAGGAGGAGCGGGCGCACCGGCGCCAGGCCAGGAAGCGGCCGUUGCAGGGAGGUGCGCCCCCGGCCGCGGCGGCGUCAUCGUCGGAGGGUGGGCCGCCCCGACCCGCGCGGGGUCGAGGUCGCGGUCGGGGUCAGCCGCAGCCGCGCCCGCCCUGGAUGCCGGCACCGCCCCGUAACCCUUUCUACGGUCACCGGCCUCCAUCCAGCGGCGGCCCGCCACAGUCGUGGUGUGCGACGCCGCCACCCACCUGGCCGCCACCAGCUUUCCACACCGCGCCGCCGCCGCCGCCCGCGGCGUUCAACGUGCCUCCGCCGGGCCCUUUCGGUCAACCGCCGCCAUCUUUCUCGCGGCCGCCGCCGCCGAUCGGCGUGCCACCUACCGGCGGCCCCAGGCAACAGCCGCCGCCGCCCUGGGCACAGCCCGGCUUCUGGGGCCGGUGACGUCACGCCACCACUAUUGUGCUGGCGGAGGAACUGAAUACAUGGCAAGGACAAACGCGUCGAA